AUGAUGAAGAAAUGCGACCUGAUGAUGAUUGACAAGUUCGGACGUGUAGACAAUCUGGAGAAGAUGGAGACAAUAAGGAUCAAUCCGAAGAUUGAAGAAAUCACUGCACGAGUGCUUUCCCUGCAGGCACACAUCAAAGCCGCGGAAGAGAAAGCAGAGGAUGAACUGCGUGAAGCCAGGGACUGCUAUAUCGCCGAGAUGAGGGAAAACACCAAACUAAUCUCAAAAACUGUGCUGCUCUUCCAUGAACUACAGAACUUGCACGGCGUUCUUGACAAGCAACAGAAAAAUAUGGUAUACGACUUGCCGUUUUACCCUAUACAGCCUUUCUCUGCACGCUGCCAAACUCUUCCAGUGUUUCUCACCAAUGGUCAGCCAAACGGCGAUAAGCAGUUUAAGUGUGGCCAGAUUAUGCUUUGUCCUUGCAGAGAAUAGUUCCCGUGAUCAGGAUUUGUUAUGAAGCGGUUAUGGGACGGAGAGCAUGUCGCGGCAGCUAAAGUCACAAACAGACCGUAGUCACUACGACCUUCGGGCCCCGUCUCAAAUAGAACGAGAAGUUGGACGCCAGUUGGGAGGGAAUUACAUCCUGUACAGAAUAACUGCAGAACAGAUCCGGACAAGUUGGCAACCGCGCGUGAGCACUCAUCCGUUGCCACGAUAGCGUGCGUCCCGUAUGACAGUGUAGCGGCCGAAGACGUCGAGGUUAGCAUGAAAAUUCGACCGUCGUGUUCAACGAUGUCCACCAUGUACCCCACAGCAGGUGGUGGGAGCAGGGACGAUGACUUGCGCGGGGGUUUAUAGUGCCAGUAGAUUUGCGUUGCAUUUACCACACUCUCUCCUCCUCCCCCGCCUGAGCCCGGUGUCAAGACAGAGUCAAGAAGACCGGAGACGAGGGAGGCCGCAGGCGGAUGGCUUGGACGGAUCCGCACCUUGGCGAUCCACUCCACAUCCCCUGGUUCACACAACAAAUGAUCAGGAUUUUGACCGACAAAACAAUGGGGGGGGAGGGGUUGGCAGUGGUCCCAGUAUGUGCAACGAUUGCCGACAACAGGGUCUGCCAGCGCACUCCCUAGAUGUUGGCAUUUGUUAUUGCGCAAAGAUAACGCCUGCCAGAAUCCGGUGUGGCCCCCGUGUUGGUCCAGCGCAUCUAACACGUGGCCCGUUUGGGAGGCACCGAGGUUAGCACACGCACACGGUCAAAUAGACCACCUAGGUGAGCUUUCCGGCUAAGUAACACUGGAUAGAGUUGUUAGACGCCACAUCAGUCAAACAUAUAGGGAUGGAAUAAGAAAAGAGGUUUGUAGUAUAUGAAAUCUAUGUUACGAUAACAACUUGAUAGAGUGGAAGAAGUGGAAAAUAACGACUGCAAGAUAACAGCGAGGUGUUGUACAAAUGAUCCAUUUGGAGUGGGAGGUGGCCACUUCAUAUCAGUUAGACGCAAACGGAGAUUGCAGCGCUGUCGGUAACUGCGGAUAAGGGUCGGAGAGUGUGCUGACGAGAAGGGAAACGAGUGACGAACAGACGACAGGAGCGGGUCGAGCAGUCUCAGGGAUAGGAAGGGAGGGAACACUGGCCAUCUUCACUGGUAAACGAUCACACCAGACCCAUCCGGGAUCCGCGCCAAGGUGACCUCAGCUCGUUCAAACAACCAUGUCGGACUUGUGGUGCGUGGGGCAUGUGUCACAGCGCCGUGAGCCUGCCUGAGACGACCUUGAAGUUGACUGGCCGGUUUGGAUAACUGUGAUUGGCUGAGGACCAAACCGCCACUGGUACGCGCAUGCAAGUACACGCGAGAGGCGCAGCGUUGCAGCAGCCAACCGUAUUAGGCAACUACGAGCCACAAGCUAUCAAGCAUAAACUUGAUGAGUUUGAACCCACCAGAGUUUUUUUCGCCAAAAUCCAGCAGCAGCAGCAGCAUCAGCAGAAAUAAAAGCUAAACCAGGAAAACGCUAGCCACUGGGCGAAACGGGCCACAAUCUGUGUGCAGACUCAAUGUGCCUUCGAGUCCACUGUGGCAGUACAUGUUGCCUAUAAAAAUCCCAUUGACACAUUGCUUAUCCAUGCAUCAACAGCAGAAUUUUGUCCAAUGUGAAGGUUUGUGCUUAACACUUUUUCUCGCAUUUCAGGGAAAAGGACGUCCUGCCGGGCUUACGGAAAAAACAGAAAUAUCAAACAUGCUCAGAGUGGCGGCAUCACAGGCUGAAGAGUUAAACAACCUUACACUUGAAAUAAGCAAUCUUUCCCGAAAAGCCGGAAAUGAAGCAGCAGCCUUAAUCAAGCCUAACAAUGUCGCGAAGAAUUAG
Messenger RNA from Spirometra erinaceieuropaei, 2303 nucleotides. Lineage: Eukaryota; Metazoa; Platyhelminthes; Cestoda; Diphyllobothriidea; Diphyllobothriidae. The record is from the annotation of a GenBank genome assembly.